Messenger RNA from Oxyura jamaicensis (ruddy duck), 3773 nucleotides. RefSeq names its product Ras like without CAAX 1 (gene RIT1). Gene Ontology annotation, cellular component: plasma membrane. The record is from RefSeq and is a predicted model, not a curated record. Bases 187 to 834 code for a protein of 215 amino acids. Gene Ontology annotation, biological process: Ras protein signal transduction. Gene Ontology annotation, molecular function: GTP binding; GDP binding; calmodulin binding. The transcript has 6 exons. NCBI's taxonomy places the organism in Eukaryota, Metazoa, Chordata, Aves, Anseriformes, Anatidae.
AGGAUGCGGAGAGGCGGGGCCGGGCUCUCGCGGAGGAGCAGGAGACGCCGCCAUUUUGGUGUCGCUGCGUCGGCGCGGAGCGGGGUUGGAGUAGCGGCCGGGCGAAGGUCGCGGUCACGGGCAGCGGCCGGGAGGAUGCGGCGCGGAGGAGCCUGACGGGGCGGCGGCUUCUUGGGCGCUGAGGAGAUGGACGCUGGAGCCCGCCCGGGCGGCGGCACCCCGGGGCAGUCCCGCGAGUACAAGUUGGUGAUGCUGGGCGCCGGCGGCGUCGGCAAGAGCGCCAUGACUAUGCAGUUCAUCAGUCACCGAUUUCCGGAGGAUCACGAUCCCACAAUUGAGGAUGCUUAUAAAAUACGAAUACGCAUUGAUGAUGAACCUGCCAAUCUGGAUAUCUUAGACACAGCAGGGCAGGCAGAGUUUACGGCCAUGAGAGACCAGUACAUGAGGGCUGGCGAAGGAUUUAUCAUCUGUUACUCAAUCACAGACCGACGCAGUUUCCAUGAAGUGCGUGAAUUCAAACAGCUUAUCUAUCGCGUUCGGCGUACUGAUGACACUCCUGUGGUCCUGGUGGGAAAUAAAUCUGAUCUGACACAGCUACGGCAGGUCUCCAAAGAAGAAGGCUCUGCUUUAGCUCGAGAAUUCAACUGCCCUUUUUUUGAAACUUCAGCUGCGUACCGUUAUUAUAUUGAUGAUGUAUUCCAUGCUCUUGUGAGAGAAAUCCGCAGGAAAGAAAAAGAAGCAGUAAUGGCAAUGGAAAAAAAAUCCAAACCUAAAAGCAGCAUGUGGAAAAGACUAAAGUUACCAUUUAGAAGGAAGAAGGAUUCAGUCACUUGAACAGAGAUAAUUCCUCUGCAGAAUAAAACCUGUGAACGGCCAUUUGUAACUGAAGUGGUUUAGUGACAUUUCAACAGUAUGUUUUAGACUGAUGGGACUUUUAUGAGGGAGUGCGUAACUUUACCAAUUAUUUUUGUUUAAAAUGGUAUUCUUUUCAUUUUGGAUAUUUAACUUAAGACACAGUAACAAUUUUGUUUGUUGUCAUUUUUUGACUGGAUCCAGCAAAUACUGUUUAUAUGUUGUUGGUUACAAAUGCUGAUAGGUUUAUGACACUGCACUUUUUAAUGUUUGUCUUUGGUCACUGCAUACUGGAAGUUGAAUUGUGUAAAAAUAUUGCUGAACUUCUACCCAGCCUAACUUAAUUUUUUUUCCCUAGUUGUUUGCACAACAAAAUUUUGCUGCUCUCCAGAACAGUAACCCGCAUCAUGAGAGAAGGCUUUUCGAGGUCAUGCUGAGAAGUAGUUUACAAAGUGUAUGUCAUGACUGUGUCAGGCUACGUAUUGGUGGCAAUGAAGGGAAAUGUAAUAGAGGGGUUUUGUUGUUGUUGUUCUCACUGAGAAGAAUUUUUCUAUCAAAAUUAAUGUGGCAUAUCUUGUGCAAGUUUAUCUGAGUUAUCAGUUAAAGCUCAGUGUGGUAGGUGGGAUUCUAAACAAGUCAGAAAAAGCAAAUUAUGGUUCCUAUGGCAGCUAUAACUUGGCAACAGUGCAUGAAUGAAUAUGUAGCAUUUUCCUACUGUAUAUAGCAUUUACUGUGUUGUCAUAGCAUGUGUAAUGUAAUGAUGCUGUAGAUGCUCUAGAAACUACAGCUUUGAAUUUUCUGACUUGCUUUUUAAAAUGACAGCUGUAAUGGUGCAGUGGCUUAUUUAUUUGCAUUCAGUUUUGUAUUAUUAUUUUAAAGGAGCCAGUAUCAUUGAGUAGAAGUCUUCAACGUAGUCAUUUCAAAUUAUUCUAUGAUAACUACUUUGUAAAGAAAAUGACUGAAACUGAGGUAUCUGGGCCCAGAAUUAAUAUCCCUGACACUGGUAAGAUUCUUCCAAUACUGUCUUAAAAGUAGAACUAGCGAUGCAGUAGAAGGAAGCAAUUAGCUGGGCACAAUGACAGAUUUAUUUUGACAGAUACUCAUAUCCCAGACCUUAAAUAUGCAAGAGGUCCAGUUAGUGCAUGUACAUGUUUUUUUUUUAUGCUCAGUAAUCAAUGAUUCAGUUAAGAAAGUGCUUCUGAGGCAGAUGUUCCAUGCAUAGCAGAUCUUUUUUUUUUUUUUGCUUUUGAGGUGAUUUACAUGUACAUUGGUUAUAGAAUUUAAAUCCAGAGUUGGUGUCACAGUGCUAAAAGGUCACCAGAGAGACGAAUGUCUGGUGUUUAUUUUUUAAAUAGUACAGCAAAUCAUGAUGAGGUGAAUCAGAUGUGUUUAAAACACCUUUCUCAGAGACCUAAGUGCCUAGAAUCUUUCAGUUUAGGAAUGAAAGAGAUUGUAGACUGUAGGUGUAGUAUAGCUUCUGUUGAUCAUCCAUGUCAGUAACUGUUAAUCUUACUGACUAAAAAUAAGAUCUGUAAUGUCAGUCUUAGUGUGCUGCAUAUGUGCAGUCAAAACUGAAAAUGAAGUUGUUCAAAUUUAUAUGUAAAAGGAUCUAGUACAAGUAAGGAUAACAAAUAUAAACCUUUACACUUUCUUCUUUCUAAACUCUUUACUACUUAAGUUACCACUGGAAAUUCUGUGCCUGGUGCUUUUAAGAGUAUUUGCUUUGUGUGGGAUUAAAAACAAAGAAAUUUAUAAUAAAAAUGGGGGGUGAGCAUUUUUUUAUCUUACGUUUGUAACUGAGCUAAAUAUCUAUAUUGCUCUCUGUUUCUCACUUCCUUCCAAAACUUCAGUGUUACGAUACACUGGUAAUCACUGCACAUAACGCUGAUUGAAAAAGACUGAGAAUAAUUUGGAUUGUUGAGACUGUAAGACUUCUUUUAAAUUAACUGUGUGAGCAGUUGUGCAUAUCUUUUCAGUAGCUACUGGUUUAGAACAUGAAGCCCUAUUAUUCAUUCAUUGUUGGAAUAAAUAAAUGCUGUCUAUAACCCUUAAAUUAAAAAUCCUAGGAAAACCAUUUGGCAGAGAAUUUGGGGAGGAGGAGAGCAACAACUAAGAUGUUGCUCUAAAAGCAGUUGCUGACUCUGUUGUCAUAACAAUUUCUUCAAACCAGACUUACGGGACUGCUAAGCAGGGGCCUGAUUGUGAUUACAAGUUUUCCCCGUGCUUUUCCUUAAUUCAGUAAUUUAACAUAAGUAUUAAUCAGCUUCCUACAUUCAAAGUUUUCAGAUAGCAUGCAAAGUUAACCUGCCAGCAGUACUGAAAGCUAUAUAGGACUAAUAUUUAUUUUCACCUUAAUGUAACUGAUGUCUGUGCCUUACCUGAUUCCUUCCAUGCAAUUCAAGUGUUUACUAAUGCCUUUUGUGAGCCUGUUGCUUAUAGAACUAUUAAAUCAGAACAGCAGCAAGCACUUUUUUUUUACAGUAUUAUUCAAACAGAGUUUUAUUUUUGUCAUGUAUAAAUUUGUACAUGGGAUUGUUUUAUUUGACACAAUAUAGAAUUUUUAAUACAAAAUUUGUAUUUGACGUAUUUAAUGUGUGGUGUGUAGCAUGAUGGGUAGAAGGCUGUUUAGCAUGAGAGUGCUGAAGUAGCAAAGCUCACGGUGUGUUUUUAAGUUACUUUGGAAAAUGCUCAUCUUGCUAGCUGGUGACUUGAAGGUAAAAUAAUAGUAAUGAUAAAUUUAAAAAAUUGAAUUGGUAUUUUAUGUUUAAGUGGUGCAAAGCUUAAAAAUUCAGAUGUGUCUGGUGCUAAAGCAUUUAAACAACCUAGAUAUUUUGCAAUUGUAUUACUUUACAUUUCUAUGUACUGUAUAAGGUGUGUUAGCUUUCGCAGUUUUAGUUAUGAGUCAUGAAAGAAUUACUGGA